ACGCGACUACGGAGCGGCAACAAGGCAAAUAAAAAUAUUAUUUAACUUAACAUCAGUUUGAGUGAAGCCGUCUUAGGUGGAAGGUUACAAUGUCGAGUAAAUUUGAAGUUGGCGAUCUUGUGUGGGCUAAAAUGAAGGGAUACCCACCGUGGCCCGCUCAAGUUGUGAAUCCACCCCCAAAGAAAGGCAGCAAGAAAAAUUGUCAAUGGAUCUAUUUUUUCGGAUCUGAAAACUAUGCUUGGAUUGAAGUUGAUCAGAUCAAAUCAUAUCAUGCAUUCAAAGAUAAGCUCUCAACUGGAUCCAAGACUGGUGGAUUCAAACAGGCUUUGGAAAAAAUUGAAGAAUUCAUUGAAAAGAAAAAGGCCGAUCCGAAUUAUGAAAUUGAGAUGCCAGCUAUUGUUGAAGAUAGAGAUGAAGAUGAAACGCCCAAAAAACCCAAAAAGGCUGUCAAAAGAAUGUCCAAAGAUGCUGCAAUGAGUAGUCCAAGCACUGUGGCUAAAAAACCUAGAAGAUCUUCUCCAAAAUUCGAAGAAAAUGGAUCUCAUAGUCUUAGUGAAGAGCUUGUUGAUAUACCAACUAAUACAGAGUUUAGGGACACAUCUUCCCCCACCACCGAUCUAAACAGUACCGCAGACUCGUCAAAGGAGAAGCUGCAGACUCCCUCAAAUCUGGCCUUCGGUUUCAUGGGUCUAGGUGUGAUGGGCACCGGCAUGGUCCAGAACCUCAUAAACUCCGGCCAUCGGGUCAAUCUGUGGAACAGGACCAUAGAGAAGUGUGAAGAGAUAAAGAAGAAAUAUCAAUCAAGGCUCGUCACAGUGUACGAUACACCCUGUGAAGUAGUUCUCAAUUCCGAUGUUAUAUUCUCUUGUGUUGCGGAUUCAAGUGCAGCUGGAGAGAUACUUUACGGGAACUUGGGAGUUUUAUCUUGCGACAACGCUUUAGAAGGAAAAGGCUACGUAGAAAUGACAGGCAUUGACCCCGAAACCUCCAUGGACUUCUGCAAAUCCAUCCAAACCAAGGGUGGCUUCUACCUCGAGGCUCAACUUCAAGGCAGCAAGAAAGAGGCAGAAGAAAGCAAUUUGGUCAUAUUGACGGCAGGCGACCAUGCCCUCUUCGAGAAAUGCCAGAGUUGCUUCAAGGCUAUGGGCAAAACGGCCUUCUACCUCGGUAACGUUGGCUACGCCGCCAAAAUGAACAUGGUGCUCAACAUGAUCAACAGCAUCGCCAUGGUUGGUCUGAGCGAGGCGUUCAGUUUGGCAGACAGGUCAGGGAUAUCCACAAAAAUAGUCUUAGAAAUUUUCAACGUGACGAACAUGGCCAGUCCGUACCUGCAGCGCAAAGCGGAAAGGAUUGUUAGUCGCGAUUUUCAAAAUCCCGAUCAUCCCUUACAACACAUGCAAAAAGAUAUAAAGUUAUGCUUAGACCUUUCGAACAACAUCAAACAGCCACUCUUGAUGGCAUCGACAACCAACGAAAUACUUAAGCAUGCAAGACGUCUUGGUUACGACGGACAAGAUUGUUCGUGUGUUUUUAUGAAGUCUAAAUAUUAACGAAACUAUUGAAAUUUAGUUUUCUAACCUAAAUAUAGUUUUUAUAGAGCGAUUGUAUGAAAGAAUAUGUGAAUUUAUUCUUUUGGGAAGUUUUUGUAAUAUUGACGUUACAUAUUGAUUUUUACAUGGAUAAUGUUUUAAUUUUGAUUUUGUGUUAUUGAAAGAUACAGAUAUGUUAAGAGUUAGCAAAGAGAAUGUUCAAUAUAUGUAUAAUAUUUCCUUAUAAGUCGAACAAGUAUCUGUUACGAGAUCAGAAGCUGUCAUUGUAAUUUUUUGUGUUACACAUAGAUAUAAUUUUUUUUUUAAUUCAUAAAAUUUUUUCUUAUCUUUACCAAAUAUGCACUUAUAGUAAUUGGUACCUCGACAAAAUUUUUGUAUGUACAAAAAUGUUUCAAAGUUUACAGAUAUUAUCGAGAAAAUUUGGUUCAUCCACUUUUAAUGUAAUUUGGUACUCAAUAUUUUUCAGAUAGCAAAUAAUAAAUAUAAAAUUAUACA
This is a messenger RNA of Harmonia axyridis, 2045 nucleotides long. RefSeq names its product putative oxidoreductase GLYR1 homolog. The coding region runs from base 90 to 1550 and encodes 486 amino acids. The record is from RefSeq and is a predicted model, not a curated record. Gene Ontology annotation, molecular function: NADP binding; oxidoreductase activity, acting on the CH-OH group of donors, NAD or NADP as acceptor; NAD binding. Lineage: Eukaryota; Metazoa; Arthropoda; Insecta; Coleoptera; Coccinellidae. The transcript is spliced from 9 exons.